This is a messenger RNA of Aspergillus sclerotioniger CBS 115572, 553 nucleotides long. RefSeq names its product RNA polymerase II mediator complex head subunit MED22. The coding region runs from base 54 to 404 and encodes 116 amino acids. Gene Ontology annotation, molecular function: transcription coregulator activity. NCBI's taxonomy places the organism in Eukaryota, Fungi, Ascomycota, Eurotiomycetes, Eurotiales, Aspergillaceae. The record is from RefSeq and is a predicted model, not a curated record. The transcript is spliced from 4 exons. Gene Ontology annotation, cellular component: mediator complex. Gene Ontology annotation, biological process: regulation of transcription by RNA polymerase II.
CCACAACCAAAAACCACGAAUAGUACAUACAAUCCCAUCAUACCAUCUUCAAAAUGGAAUCCCAACCGUCAUCAAAAGCCCUCCACUAUCGCAUCACCACUAAUGUCUCCCAACUCCUCCAACGCUUCGAGAACAUCAUGGCUACAGCAACCACGGAAAGCACCAGCCACACCUCCACCGCCGUCGAAACCUACCAAUUAGACGUGGAAUCCACAGCCCUGGUCCGCGCCGCAGAAGACAUCCUCGCACUCACCCGUACAAUGAAAGAAACAUGGCUGUUCGGGAAACUCGAUACAUUGGGCGAAGACGAAGCGGAUGUGAAGCGUCGCGAGGAGCUAGAGGUGAAUGCGACUGCGAUUCAAAAGGCGAUUGAGGAGGGGGGGUUGUUGAAGGCAGCGAAGUAGUAUACUAGGAGAGGGGGAUUAAUUUGGGGAUGUGGCAUGGAAUGGCGUACGGGCUAUCGGAGUUUGGCGGGCGUUUAAAUGGGUGUGAAUUGAGAUAUAUUAUAAAGGAUGUAGAUUAUUUAGCUGAUUAGUUAUCGGAGAGAUACCCU